AUGGCGGGUUCGGUGCGGCUGCAGCGUCUGUGCGUCACCACACAUCGCCAGCUGCUCGCACAGAGUGUUGUCGUCCCCACAGUCGCCCCGCCAGUCGGCAUGGGGCUGGGUGUGAGGGCGUGGCAGCAGAAGGGGAGGCGGACAGGCGGAUUGGGGGAGGGAGCAGGGCGGGGCGGAGAGCAAGUGAGGGCGCACGGCAUCAAGCAACAGUGCCUGGCACGAAGGGCGGGCAGGAGGGUGCGCGCUGUGGGUGGUGGGGCUGGGGCGGAGCAAGGGGGGAGAGAGAGGAAUGAGGAAGAGGGGAGAGCGGCGGACGUGGCGGGGCAAGGCCUUGCAGUGGGGGCAUUGGGAGCGAAGGAGGAGGAGGAGGGGAAGGGGAAGGAGGAAGGGAAGGGGAAGGAGGGCACGUGGGCGGGCAGCAGCCACCGCGUUCUAACCCAGCAACCCACAUCCCUGUCGCCAUUCCCCACCUCGCCUGACCCAUCCCAAUUCAAGAAUCUCCUCAUAGUACCACUCCCCACCACUUUGCACUCCUGGCAGGUGCUGCUGUGUAGAAGGGGCAUCCCACCGUGUGAAGGCAUGUGGGGCUUCCCUCAAGGGUUCUUGGAGCUGGGCGAGUCGUCGAGGGAGGGCGCGGAGAGGGAGGUGCGCGAGGAGGCGUGCGCAGAGGCGCGAGUGAGAAGCCUGCUGGCCGUCUACAACAUUCCCAACCAGUCAGCUCCUGCACUGGCUGCCAGCCCCCUCGAUCGCUGCUUCCUCAUGAUGCAUGCCAUCCUCAUGGUGCAUGCCAUCCUCAUGGUGCAUGCCAUCCUCAUGGUGCAUGCCAUCCUCAUGGUGCAUGCCAUCCUCAUGGUGCAUGCCAUCCUCAUGGUGCAUGCCAUCCUCAUGGUGCAUGCCAUCCUCAUGGUGCAUGCCAUCCUCAUGGUGCAUGCCAUCCUCAUGGUGCAUGCCAUCCUCAUGGUGCAUGCCAUCCUCAUGGUGCAUGCCAUCCUCAUGGUGCAUGCCAUCCUCAUGGUGCAUGCCAUCCUCAUGGUGCAUGCCAUCCUCAUGGUGCAUGCCAUCCUCAUGGUGCAUGCCAUCCUCAUGGUGCAUGCCAUCCUCAUGGUGCAUGCCAUCCUCAUGGUGCAUGCCAUCCUCAUGACCAGGCAGUGGAAGUGCUGCCCUUGUCACCACGACCCUGACGUGUGCAUGUGUGCCGCCCAUCCUUCCCCCUGCCCAUCCUUCCCCCUUCCCAUCCUUCCCCCUGCCCAUCCUUCCCCCUGCCCAUCUUUCCCCCUGCCCAUCUUUCCCCCUGCCCAUCCUUCCCCCUGCCCAUCCUUCCCCCUGCCCAUCCUUCCCCCGUUUCGUAUCCUUCUCUGCCACCAUGUGCCGCCCACCAGGUGCAGAUCAUCUACCUUGCUGACCUCCUCUCACCACACUGUGCCGCUGGUAGGCCCGCCUGCUGCUGCCAUGCCCGUGUGCUGCUCUGCCAACCCAAGCACCAUGCUCUGUCACCCUUCCUUCCUCACCGUCCUGUCAUAUGCGCCCCUAUGCCCUCAGUCUGGCAUGAGCGUAUGGCGGGCCUCCUCCAAUCCAUCUCGUCUCUCUUUCGCAUGCCUGUCAUGUGUGUCUCCAACACCACCCACCACCGAUCCCCACCAGGUGGCAUGGGCGUUGGAGCAUGCACGGCAGCAGCUGCAGCACCCGCAGACGCUCAUUCAGCCGCAGCUGAGGACCAAAGUGGUCGGCACCACUGGCAUGUUCAGCGGCUCCUAUGUGGAUGCAUAA
Messenger RNA from Closterium sp. Naga37s-1, 1767 nucleotides. Lineage: Eukaryota; Viridiplantae; Streptophyta; Zygnematophyceae; Desmidiales; Closteriaceae. The record is from the annotation of a GenBank genome assembly.